Molecule: messenger RNA, 1389 nt
Organism: Eremothecium sinecaudum
Lineage: Eukaryota; Fungi; Ascomycota; Saccharomycetes; Saccharomycetales; Saccharomycetaceae
Gene: JHD1
Product: [Histone H3]-lysine-36 demethylase
Exons: 1
Coding region: 1-1389 (462 amino acids)
Biological process (GO): protein demethylation; regulation of transcription by RNA polymerase II
Molecular function (GO): transcription coregulator activity; histone demethylase activity
Source: RefSeq, a predicted model, not a curated record
AUGUCUGAAGACCAAUGCUCUUAUUGCAAUGGGUCAGAAGCACAUGAGCUUUGGGUGCAAUGCGGCAAGUGCCCUCAAUGGGUACAUGUGCGAUGUAUUCCCAUUCAGUUCACUACAAGCGAAGAUUAUCCUAUAAAAUCCUCCGAAGUAGUACAAUUCAUUUGCACUAAGCAUGGUGGCGAUCCUAUACUGACUGUAAAGUCUAAGAAACGGCGUAAGAUGCCACUAGUUAACGAGGGGAAGAAACCGCAGCGGUAUAGUUUAAGAGCGAAGGGCCAGAUUGAUUACAUUACACUAAAUGAGGGCCAAGACGUGCGAUUAAGGUCGAAACACCCGCAUAUUGACCCGUUUCUGAGGUGCUUUGAGAAAUGGAGGAGUGUUGAUGAAACAAUAAGUAGCGAACAGCUCCUAAAGCUAUUCCCUUCUGUUACAACCCCUUUGAAGGUCAAUGAUCCUGCUCAUUCUGGGAUGAAGGUGCCACCCCUAGAUGUUGCGAUUUUGACCAAGAUUGUCGGCGAAGAUCAUGUGGUAGAUGUUAUGGAUGUGCAAAGCCAACAGAACGAGCGUUGGACCAUGAAACAGUGGAACGACUACUAUACGAAUACACCAGCAAAAGAUAGAGAUAGAAUCAGGAAUGUGAUUUCUUUUGAAGUAAGUGGAAUUCCUGAACUAGGUAAGGGUAUUCAAAGGCCGACUGUAGUAGAUGUGAACGAUCUGGCAGACCUGGUGUGGCCUGAGACAUAUGACGAGAACGUCGGUGACCCGCCCAAAGUCAAGAAAUACAUCUUAAUGUCAGUUGCAAAUGCCUAUACUGACUUUCACCUUGACUUUUCGGGCACUAGUGUCUACUAUAACAUACUGAAGGGGUCCAAGAAGUUUAUAUUGUUCCCUCCGACGGACAGCAAUUUGGCAGAAUAUAAGCGCUGGUGUGAUGAUGAUAACCAAUCGCUAAUAUUCCUUGGAGAUAGACUUGAUAAAGGAGUGGCAUACGAACUCACUGCUGGCGAUUUAUUCAUGAUACCGGCAGGAUAUAUCCAUGCUGUAUAUACUCCAGAGGAUUCUUUCAUAGUCGGCGGUAACUAUCUAAGCCUGCGCGAUUUAACCACGCACAUUAAGAUAGUAAAGAUAGAGCAGGAAACUCAUGUCCCCAAGAAAUUCACAUUUCCCAAGUUUGAAAUAGUAAUGGGUAGGACCUGUGAAUGGCUUCUAAAGGACGAGUCAAGGGUUGAAAAGACGGGAAUAGACCAUGUUCAGUCGUUAAUCCGAUAUCUUCGCGACCCAAAGGUCAAAUAUAAGCCGACAGACUACAAAACAAAAUGGACUAUGAUAAAAAAACUAAAUGAUAUAGUGGACAAUAAGGCGACUGCAGCCACCAAGAAGAGCAAUUGA